AUGGCGGCAGACGCGAACCCGCCCACGGCGCAAGCCGGGGCGGCUACGUUCGACAAGCUCCAGUCCAACACGCAAGAUGUCCUGAACCAUGCACGGUCGACGCCUGAGUUCCAGAAUGCGGAGCAAGAGGCAAAGGAACGCAGGAUUGCGCAAAUGAUGGCAGACCAGAUGUCCAUGCCCAUGUCAGUUAGCGAGGUAAACGUCACUGGCGCAAAGAACAUCCGACGCGGAUUCCUUGACCCAAUAUUCAGCCCGCUGCUCGCGGAUAGCCUAAACUCGCCAAAGACUGUUGGGGAUGUGCUUUCCAAACUGCAAGUCGCCAGCGCAAAGCUCUCCGCGCUGCAAAUCUUGCGAGAGCCCCCCGAGGUAUAUCUCUCUCAGUCUAGUCAGGUCGAUCCGUCCACAACCCCGUCGGAUGUCAGUGUCUCCGUCGGCCUUCGAGAACUCCCCCGAUUUAAGCUACAGACCGGUACAGACGUGGGAAACGGUGAAGGCUCCGCAUACGGCUCGCUGCUAUGGCGCAACAUGUUCGGUGGGGCAGAGAUGCUCACGUUGAAUGCCAAAGCUGGCACACGCACGAGGUCAGCCUACAGUGCCAACCUAAGCGCUCCAGUGCUGAGUGAUCCGGACAUGCGAAUCGCACUGGAAGGACUGGCAUCGGCGGCGGAGAAGCCUUGGGCGUCCCAUGAGGAAGUCGUCAAGGGAGGAUCAUUACGAUUCUCUUGGCUGAAUGCCCUGAGGGACUCGCAUUCGAUCGAGUACUCGGGGGCUUGGCGACAAGUCACUGGCUUGUCGCAAAGCGCCAGCCCGACUGUGCGACAGGACACUGGCGACACAGUCAAAAGUGCAAUCAAGCACACCUUUCACAGAGAAAGACGCGACAAUCCACAACUACCGCAAGAUGGAUACAUGCUGCGGUCCAUGCUGGAGGUUGCAGGUUUUGGUCCUCUGGGGGGAGACGUCGCAUUCUCCAAGGGCGAACUGGAGAUGAGUGGCGCAAUCCCGAUCCCCCUGCCCGGAUCGAAAGAGCGAACAGGGAUCUCCAUUGGUGCUGGCUUCAGAACGGGAAUGCUAUGGCCUCUGCCUCUGGGAUACAACUUGGCUGGCAAGGCGCUUCCAAGUCGCAUCAAUGACCGCUUUCUGCUUGGUGGUCCCACCGAUGUCCGUGGAUUUAAGCUUGGUGGAUUGGGACCUCAUGACGGCCAAGAUUCUGUUGGCGGGGACCUGUUUGCCGCAGGGAGUGUUAAUGUGCUUCUCCCGCUGCCUUACAAGGGCCCAGACUCCGGCCUACGGUUCCAGGUAUUUGCCAAUGCUGGCCGGUUGGUUGCUCUCCAAGACGAGGGAAGAUCGAAGAAACUAGACCCCCAGGGCAUGCGUCCCGGGGCCGUGGGCAAGGGCAUGUUCCGCGCUUUCAAGGACCUCGCAAGUGGCGCUCCUACCAUGGCAGCGGGGGUGGGUCUCGUCUACGCACAUCCUGUGGCUAGGUUUGAACUGAACUUCAGCCUUCCACUGGUGCUCAGGAGAGGCGAGGUCGGAACCAAGGGACUCCAGCUUGGAGUGGGAAUUAACUUCCUGUAA
Molecule: messenger RNA, 1578 nt
Organism: Purpureocillium lilacinum
Lineage: Eukaryota; Fungi; Ascomycota; Sordariomycetes; Hypocreales; Ophiocordycipitaceae
Source: RefSeq, a predicted model, not a curated record